AGAAGGUAAGGUGCCUACUGAUAACGAUUGAUGUCAUAGUGAAAAGCUGCUUUAUUUACUGUUGAAUCAUAUCCGUUUUUGGUUUAAAGAAAAUGGACGCGUUAAGGUUGUCUGCUUUGUGCAUCAUUUGUUCGUAUGUAUUGGUUAGAGUGGAUGGAAUUAUUUACAAACAGAUGACGGAUGACUGUGGGUCUCGCAUCAAUGCGUACGGUGAACACCAGCUGUUGCUGUAUUUCUUGGGCAGCCGGGACUGUGUGGUUACCAUAGCAACAACCAGCACAUUUCCAUGGAAAAUGUUAUACUUCGAGAAUUUUGCAGUGAGCUGCAACUUAGGGAGUGUCAGUAUAAGAAAUAUAUAUGGACGACCACCAAACGGCUUAGACAGAGAUCUAUGUGGUUACGUUUAUACGAGCGAGGUCUACACAACCAAGGGUGAUAUCAAGAUAAAAUACACACCAAAAACGCAAUGGAUAAAUGGAAGCUUCACUUUAAUAUUAACGCCGUUUUCAGAUUCAUAUUCGUGUCCAAGCUAUGGUCACGUAUGUGACAACGGGCGAUGCAUCAAUGCGGCUUUGAAAUGCAAUGGCUACAAUUCUUGCGGCGACAACUCCGGGUGUUUGACCGACAGUAGCAAUUUAGACCACACACCCGAGUCUCACAAAGGCACCGGUGUAGAUGGUGUGGGUAUAGGUGUAGGCGUUGCAGUCGGUGUUAUCGUCAUCAUCGUUGUCAGCAUACUGAUUAUCUGUUGGAGAAGAAAACGCAUCCGAACGCCCGCACAGCAAGCCCGACCUUCAGCACCUCCGAUGCAAGUUGUUUAUUCAUCAACUGCACAACCCGGGCAGUUUAACCAAGGGUUUUCACACGAGCUUUACGGCAUUUAUAUGCACCAAACAGCAGCAAGUUUACCGCAAGCAACGACAUUAAAUGACCAUUCGCCGCCCCCGUAUGACUCUGCGUGGGCACCUAAACAAAUAUAACACGAAUGCAAAGAUGCAAGUCAUAACGUGCUUGCACAUAUUAAGACGGCUGUAUAAAUAUGAAUACCACAUAUACAUGUAGAAUGACAACAGUGGAUACGCAUUCUUGACAUGUAAUUGAUUUACGAGUUCCUGAAACGCUUUUUUUCUUAUUCGAUCAAAUUAAACUAUUCCAACCACAGGGAUCGUUAGGUAAAAAAUACUCUAUUAUACUAUAU
Messenger RNA from Dreissena polymorpha, 1198 nucleotides. RefSeq lists its product as uncharacterized. NCBI's taxonomy places the organism in Eukaryota, Metazoa, Mollusca, Bivalvia, Myida, Dreissenidae. The record is from RefSeq and is a predicted model, not a curated record. The transcript has 5 exons. Gene Ontology annotation, molecular function: protein binding. Bases 93 to 980 code for a protein of 295 amino acids.